Sparassis crispa is the source of this 2085-nucleotide messenger RNA. RefSeq lists its product as hypothetical. Bases 1 to 2085 code for a protein of 694 amino acids. The transcript has 6 exons. The record is from RefSeq and is a predicted model, not a curated record. Gene Ontology annotation, biological process: protein phosphorylation. NCBI's taxonomy places the organism in Eukaryota, Fungi, Basidiomycota, Agaricomycetes, Polyporales, Sparassidaceae. Gene Ontology annotation, molecular function: ATP binding; protein kinase activity.
AUGCGCAGACAACUGACGAAGUCGCCGCCGCCGUCGCCGACUAAAGAGCGGAGGGUAAAGUCACCGGAGCCGUACCCGGUCCCGAGCAAUAACCCUGCCAGUCAGUACACACUGCUGGAGAAGCUCGGGACAGGCAGCUUUGGGACGGUUUACAAGGCAAUGCAUAAUGACACCAAGCAAAUUGUAGCCAUCAAGCAGAUCGAUUUGGAAGAUUCCGACGACGACAUCUCCGAGAUACAGCAGGAAAUAGCCAACCUUGCACAAUGCGACUCGGAGUAUGUAACCCGGUACUACGGCUCCUUCGUGGUGGCCUACAAGUUGUGGAUAGUGAUGGAAUACCUGGCUGGCGGCUCGUGUCUUGACCUACUCAAGCCGGGAGUGUUCUCAGAGGCGCAUAUUGCAGUUAUAUGUCGCGAGCUUCUCUUGGGCCUCGAUUAUCUGCACUCCGAGGGUACUAUUCAUCGUGACAUCAAGGCAGCGAAUGUGCUGCUAUCCUCCUCCGGGAAAGUUAAACUGGCCGAUUUUGGCGUCGCGGCGCAGUUGACUAGCACGCUGAGGCAUACAUUUGUCGGUACACCUUUCUGGAUGGCGCCGGAGGUCAUCCGGCAAGCGGGGUACGACGCCAAGGCUGAUAUCUGGAGCUUGGGUAUCACUGCGAUUGAGAUGGCGAAGGGGGAACCUCCGUUAGCGGAAUACCACCCUAUGCGUGUCUUAUUCUUGAUCCCGAAAGCAAAGCCGCCGACAUUAGAGGGGCCGUUCUCUGCAUCAUUCAAAGACUUCGUGUCACAGUGUUUGACGAAGGACCCUCUUGCUCGGCCAACCACCAAGGAGCUGCUGCAACACAAGUUCAUCAGGAAUGCGCGCAAAACGUCGUAUCUUACCGAACUUAUUGAGCGGUACCAAGACUACCGCGCGCGUUCGCCCGGUCGCGGGCCACAGAUGUACCAGGCAUCUGUUCGGAAUAGUGGCGUCUGGGAUGGUACCCUGCGCAGCGACUGGAGCUUCGACACUAUCCGCACCUCGUCCGCAAUGGGUUCGCUGAGGAGCAUGGCGAAGGACAUCAUGCCCCCGGGUAUGAUCCCGGACGAGGACUACGAAGACGAUAGGUCUGUGUAUACUGAGGACGAGUUGCACGUGUCGAUCAGGACGAGUGCGGCGACGAGGGGGAGCGACGUCGCGAUGUCUUCCGCCGCGCUUGGCAUGAAUAUGGCUGCGCAGCAUUCGACGGUUAUCAUUAGACCACGCUCACCACCAGUGGACGUGAAGAAUAUGCCGUCGCUGAUGGCGGAUAGCUCGUCCGAGGAGACAUUGGGGAUUGAGCCGUCGACGCCCCAGGAUGAGCCACAGUCGCCGGAGAGUGUCGAGCCACCCCCGGCCUACACGGGGUCUGUACGUUCAACGCGGCGAUCGUCCUUCCAGGCCCGCCAUAAUCUGGGUACUGGAACUGUACUUGGAGAAGCGGACUUAGGGAGCGGUGUGGACACCAUCAGGCCUGUAAAGAAGGUGGAUACUGUACGAUCUUUGCGGAUGUCGUCUGAGUUUGUCGGGUCAACACGUAGCAGGGAGGGCAGUUCAUCCGCUCCUCCUUCUCCGCAGAGCCAGAAGGGGUCGCAUAAGAGAGUUCCGAGCGAGGCCGCGAAGGCGGGCAAAACGCUUAUAGACGAGGUGUUGCUUCCGUUGUUUAACAAGGCUACGCGAGACGAUAUGGAUGCGCGGGAGAUUGAAUCUCUGAGCAUGAUCUCGAGAGGAUUUGAGGAGCUGCGAGACGUCAACCCUCAACUUGCGUACAACAUCGUCCUCGACCUCUUAUCUGGCAUCAACGAAAACACUGCAGUACGGCAGCACAUCCAGACCGCGCGCGGCCUCUUCCCGCACAAGCGCGUCGUUCGCCGGAGCGAAAUGACGUCGCGAGGCCUCGUCGUCACCGAGGAGGAGGAAAUAUCCGGCAUGCCACCUUCCUCAUCGCCACCAUCGACCGAGGAGCGGGCCGAGGCAGGCUUGCCGACGCGCAAGUCGCCCAUCGGGGAGCUGCUAUAUAUGCGUUGGCUAGAGGGCCUCCGGCUGAAAUGGCCAAGCGUCUUCUGA